CGACUUCAGCACAAGCUCGUCGCUUGAAAUUUUGUAAUUUUGAUAGCCUUCAGUGAUUAUAAUUACACUAGAUAACAUCACUGGAUAGUGGCUUUUCAUCUUCCUACUGCAACAUUUAAACGCUUUCCUUUGCAAUCUGCGAGUGCAGAUCUGCGCAUGUCAAAGAGACAGAAGGAAUGGAUCGGAUCCUAAAAGCUGCAAGAACCUCUGGUUCCCUCAACCUCUCCAAUCGCUCUCUUAGAGAUGUGCCCGAUGAGGUAUACCGAAGUUUGGAUGCAGUCGGGGAAGGUGAGAAGUGGUGGGAGGCUGUGGAGCUGCAAAAGCUAAUUUUAGCUCAUAAUAACAUUGAGUCAUUAAAGGAAGACCUAAGAAAUUUACCUCAACUUACUGUGUUGAAUGUUAGUAAUAACAAACUUAUCAAGCUUCCAGCUGCAAUUGGAGAGCUUCCCUUGCUUAAAUCAUUAGACGUUUCAUUUAACUUGUUACAAAAAGUACCCGAGGAAAUUGGAUCAGCAACUUCCCUUGUCAAGUUUGAUUGUUCGAGCAAUCAACUUAAGGAACUCCCAGGUUCACUCGGAGGAUGUUUAGAUUUAUCUGAAUUGAAGGUGUCAAACAACUUCAUCACCAGCUUGCCUGAAGAUCUAGCAAAAUGUUCAAAAUUGACGAAAGUAGAUUUCGAGGGAAACAAGCUAAAUAGUUUUUCUGGGAAUUUGAUGGCAUCGUGGACCAUGCUUACAGAACUUAAUGCAUCGAAGAACUUUCUCACUGUUAUACCAGAUAACUUUGGAAGCCUUUCACGACUCAUUCGUCUUGACCUGCAUCAAAACAGAAUUUCAUCAAUCCCGCCAUCAAUAAGGGGUUGCUGUUCCCUUUUGGAAUUUUAUAUGGGGAACAAUUCACUUUCUACUUUACCAGCAGAGAUUGGGGAACUUUGUCGCUUAGCAACACUAGAUCUUCACUCAAACCAGCUGAAGGAGUUUCCCAUGGAGGCAUGCAAAUUACAUCUUUCAGUCCUGGAUCUUUCAAAUAAUUCAUUGAGUGGAUUGCCCUCAGAGAUUGGAAAGAUGACAACUUUGAGAAAACUGUUGCUUACUGGCAAUCCAUUGCGAACCAUACGCAGCUCAUUGGUUUCUGGACCUACACCUGCUUUAUUGAAGUAUCUUCGAAGUAGACUUUCUGAAGCUGAAGAUUCUGAAGCUACUACUCCAGCAAAGGAGAUUGUUAUUGCCAUGGCAGCUCGAGAAUCUGUUAGUUCCAAGGAACUUACUCUAGAAGGGAUGGGUCUGAGUGCUGUCCCAUCAGAAGUAUGGGAUUCAGGUGAAGUUGUAAAAGUCAAUCUUUCUAGGAAUUCUAUCCAAGAGCUGCCUGUUGAACUUUCUUCAUGUGUUUCCCUCCAGAUUUUGAUUUUAUCCAGGAACAAGAUCCAAGAGUGGCCUGGUGCAAUUCUGAAAUCACUUUCUAAUCUUUCAUGUUUGAAGCUGGACAAUAAUCCACUGAGACAGAUUCCAUCGGACGGAUUUCAAGCAGUCUCAAUGCUUCAGAUUCUGGAUCUAAGUGGUAAUCCAUCUUCAUUACCUGACCAUUCAGCAUUUUCUAACUUGCCUCAUUUGCAAGAGCUUUACCUAAGACAUGUGCGAUUGCAUGAGGUACCGUCAGAUAUAUUGAGCUUACAACAACUGCGAAUCCUCGACUUGAGCCAAAAUGCUUUACAAUCAAUCCCAGAGGGUUUCAAAACUCUUACUUCUCUUACUGAGCUUGACCUGUCAGACAACAAUAUUUCAGCACUUCCACCAGAGCUGGGUUUACUUGAACCAAGCCUACAGGCCUUGAGACUUGGUGGGAAUCCACUGAGAAGACAGUUGGAUGAGUGAAGGUCGUUUACUAGUUUGAUAGCCUGGCAGUUGAACAUUCUAAAAUAACCAGGCAUUGGCCAUGUUUCAAACUCCUAUCAACGUGAAAAUCAAGAUCUCUUCAUGACAAUACAUGGAAAAGGGUUUUUUCUGGGCAGUAAACUUCUUAAUUUGCAAAGACUGUUGAAUGAAUCUCGAGAGAAAAAGAUUAAGGACCUGUCUAAAUAUACUAUGCUAUGUAAUUGAUAUGGAACAUAAGUACACUUAGCCACAUUUUCAUAUUUCUUUCCACAGAAUUUUUGUAAAGGCUUCAAUAACAUCCAUGAGUGCCCACCCUUUUAUUUAAAUAAAAAUUAGCUGUCUGAAAACAGAA
This is a messenger RNA of Hevea brasiliensis (rubber tree), 2223 nucleotides long. Its product is annotated as plant intracellular Ras-group-related LRR protein 6. The transcript has 21 exons. The record is from RefSeq and is a predicted model, not a curated record. NCBI's taxonomy places the organism in Eukaryota, Viridiplantae, Streptophyta, Magnoliopsida, Malpighiales, Euphorbiaceae. The coding region runs from base 177 to 1871 and encodes 564 amino acids. Gene Ontology annotation, molecular function: protein binding.